CUGUCAAGUUAGACAUUAUUUCAAACAAGCAGCAAUGAUGCUUGCCAAAUACAUGAUUUAUUAUGAAAUUCUUUGUAAACAGUGAAGGUUCAAAGUUUUGUGAACUUCCAGCGUGUCCACGUCAUUUGUGUAGUGUCAUUCGUGUUUACAUCAACUGUGUCUGGCACUUCACCUUACCAUGCCAAUCACUGCAUAAAGAAGGGAUGGUUACCUGACUGAGGGUAUAUGUAGACACGAAUUUUCACAGCACGAGAGAUGGUCAAAAGUACAGUGGUCAAAGAAAGAUCAGCCUCCAAACACUAAAUUUGUAUGAGAUAGACUGGAGUUGCACAGCGUUAAAAUGCCAGUGGAACUAUGGUUACGCCCAGAACUGUGGGGUCCAACGUCCACUCCGCUCCAACGAACCCCACAGAAAGCAGGCCUUUUUCACCACAGGCUCUACGUGACAUUUAACAGGUUCCUAGUUAUGGAGUGAGAAGUACCAGUCGGAAGACUUGGAUUCCCAGCCAUCAUGAACUGAUCGUAGACACCCUUUUCUGUCAUUAGGAAAUGGGAAAAAGAUGUGAACUGAGGUGUACCUUAAAGGAAAAAGGAGUUGACUACAAAACUGUUACAGUUGCCAGUACUGCCAGAAUGUAAUACACUGGAGUUUAUAUGAACCAGAAACAAACAGCCGGAACAAUUUCUCUGAAAUUACGAUGGAUAUUUCCAAUCAAACAAUGUGAACUUGUUUGUUUGGAAAAAAAAACAACUGCAUCUGUUAUAGUCCAAAUCUUUUGUAAUAAGAAAUGGACAGGUUUCGGGAGUGACGCCCAGUGCUCAGGCAAGCUGAAGCACAGAACAAUGGGACAGUCCUUGCGUAAGGCACGCAGACACAAACAUUACCCAAGGACAUCCCGACUUCCAAGUUUUAUGGACCCAGCAAGUAAGCUGCCAGACUUGACCGAGAUGCCACCUGAACUUGCCUACAUGGUGUUGUCCAACUUGAAUGCAGAAGACCUGUGUUUAGCUAUGUGUGUUAACCAUUUGUGGCGAGAAUUGUCGAGGGAUGAUCUCCUGUGGCAAGGGUUAUGUCGUGGAACAUGGCGCUAUGUGUCAUGUUAUGACAGAGCCAAUGAGCCAGGCUUUUGCUUCAUGGAUCUCUACAUGAAGCUAGAUGAAGGAUCACUCACAUUCAAUGCAGAUGCUGUAAUGGGUCUGGAGUAUUUCAUUCAGAAUGGUAUCAUUGAUGACACACCACUUUCUAUUGCCAAGUUUAUUCACAACACCAACAAGCUGGACAGGUAUCAAGUCAGGCAGCUACUCACUAAAAGACAAGACAUACUUCAGCAGCUAGUUUAUCUUGAUGACUACAAGCAGAAGUUGCUGCCCAACGCCCUGCGGACAUUCUUCUCCAACAUCCAGUCGCCUGGGGAAAAUGGCCACCAGCUGCAGAAACUCCUGGAGAUCUUUGCUGAGCGCUUUGUCAGCUGCAACCCAGAGUGCGGCCUGUCCAAAGAUGGGAUCUGCAUCCUGUGUUACUCCUUGAUCCUCCUGUCUGUUGACCUGACAAGCCCUCAUGUCAAAAACAAGAUGUCCAAGCGAGAGUUCAUCCGCAAUGUGCGGAACGCCACACGGGAAGCUAACGAUGAGCUCUCUGGUCAUCUCUAUGACAACAUCUACCUUGUGGGUCACAUUGCACCUCAGAGAUGGUAGCUGCCCUCAGAGAUAGGUGGAGGUCAAUUUGUAGAUAUUAAAAAUGUAUGAUAGAAAAUUAUCUGUGUUUUACCUUUUGUGGGAUGUUCUAUUGAUUUUUGACUUGAUGCUGCAUCAGCAAAAUAUUCAUCUAUUAAUGGCAGAGAUGCUUGUUAUAAGUUCUUAUUUUUCUUGUGAUGUAAGUCGUCCACUUUGGAAAAAAGUGAAAUUCCUACAGAGAUAGGAAGUUUCAUAAUGGAUGUUAUUUCUGCAAAAGAUUUCUUAUAUAUAUGCAAAGUAAAAUACAGCUUUUAUCUACGGGGUUUCAUCCUUCCUACUUUCCACCCAAUGAGUGUGAAACUCUCACAUCAGUAAAAUGAUUUCAGUGAUCACAUUCUAUCGUAAGAAACUACCAUCUGUAUCCAGGUGUAGGGAAGUUGUGUUGUCAAGUGACACAUCAGAAUCAACAUGUGACUCCUGCCAGACUACUUUCAACCAAGAACAGAGCUAUCUUAGAUGCCUUCAUGGUAAAGAUUUGAGAGCUUUGUUGCAAUAAGAUGCCCUGCAAACGUUGAUUGAUUACCAUUUGUCGACGGACGUGCCUCACCUUGCUUGAUCCCUAGAGGCUCCCAAAGUCUUUGUGCAACAAAAUUGAUGAGUUUUGGUUGAAGAUAAUGACCAAGAAGAGAUAGCACAAAGAGCGGAGUUGACCAUAUGAGACUACCCAGAAGAUCCUGGGGCUUGCCUAGUUAUCUUUAAAUCAACACCUAAUGGUGCUUUAUCUCAUCAAUGUUGCAACAACACUGUCGCUUUUUCCAAAAUUUGUUUAUUUAGCAUAGGAAAAGCUUUGACACUUUUAGCAAAAAGUGUCAAGAAAUUCAGUCAUAUAUCCUGAAAAAUUUACGCUCUUUGAACGUUCCACUGAAAAAGUUACCAAUAUAAAUUGAAGAAAAAAGGGUCCAGAAUUUAUGAUGCCAGUGUCCAUGAGGCAUUCCUGUCUGCUUUCAUUUGUAGAAAGGUCGGCAAAGAUCCUGUAAUAUAUUAAAUUGUUUGGCAACAUUGCCGAGUGUGUUAAGUAAUUUAUUGAGCCCUGGCACGUGUAAGACGCGUGUACUGUAUAUUUUUAAACUUGUAAAGAAUGUCUUUACAAGCCUUCCGAAAGUCUUGCAAAUGUUUCUGUUCACCAAGCUGGUUGAUUACCCAUGGACAAAAUGUUAGGAGCCUGCUCUGUUAAAAUGUUUAGAAAGUCCAGUUUAGAUGCCUGCAUCUAUCUCUGUUUGGCUUCUUGUUAAAGUAAUGGCAUUGUUUUCUUCAUAGCCCAGAGACAAGUUUUUCAAACGAGUGCUGCUGAAAUCGACGCUUUACAGUUAUUUCAUUCCAUUUGAGUAGUCUGGUAUCAGAAGAUCUGAAGUCAGAACCAUUUUAAAAAAGCAAUCGGAGAUGGCAAGUAAACGGCCCCCACACCUACCACCCCCCCCAAAAAAAAGAAUAAAAAUGGGCAGGUUCUCAAAUUAGUAAUGUUGCUUGAAUAAGUCAUUCGAGAUCAGCCCAAUGUAAAUGUAGUGGUCCCUGAAACCACCUAUUGAACAGGAUUUGUCACCAUUAUCACUUUAAAAAAUUCUAGUAAUUAAUUUUAGAGGUCUUUUUUCAACAACUAAAAGGAAAUUUAUUGGAAUUGUAAUUGCAGUAGUUUCGUUUGUUACUGCACAAAACACAAGCAGCUGCAUUUUGUUUGAAUUUGAUAAAUACAGUGUACAUGGUGAUAUUUCUACGACCUUUGACCACAUCGAGCAAAAUUUUAUAUGCACCGUUAACUUUGUGUUCAUUUGUUUUAAAUGUAAAUAAAUUUGUAAGAGUGCUUAUCAAGCCUACAUUUUAUUGUUGUCAUGAAAAAGGAUAGGGAAACACUUUAUGAAAGGUUUAUUUUUUAAAUUGCAAUAUUAAAAGUUAAAACAGUUGUUAAUCGUUGCCUCAGGUUUAUCAUAAGUUCAGUUUCUUUGAAUGGCAAAGUGGUCACUAUUCCCCCCUUAACUUUCUUUUUCCAGUUUCCUAUUAGUUUAGGCAACAAUAUCAAUUCACUUCUUCUUUGAGCAGAUUGAUUAACUUGGAUGGGCAUACGAAGAAAUGUUUGAAGGAUGUAGUGUUGAUACAUUUCGCUCUUACCUGUCAGCAGGUGAUUGUGCUUAACAUAAUUUUUCAAAAUCUCUACCGACACUCGUUCAUUUGCAACGAAAAGUAUGUUGAAUGGAGUACGAUAAUGAAAAGAUGCAUCGCUCAAAAUGACUGCUUCAUUUGAAACAACAGAAUGCACGUGUAUUCAUAUUUCUUAACUCUUAAAGCUGCCUCUUAUUUUAGGAUUUUUUCAUCUGCCGCGGUAACCUUUAUUUGAUACUCUGUAACAUAUAUGUGUGUUUGUAGAUGACAGGAAAGUAUGUUCGUUCAUCUGUGCAGCUUCGUAGGUAACCUCGUUAACUGGAACUCGGCGGUCAGAAGCGGACACCAAAUGGUCCGUUUUGGGGAUACAUUAAGGCUUUAUUCUGACAUGACUUUCAGCGUCAAUUGAUCUUGUUAAAGCUUUUUAAAAAUCUCAUAUUAUCAUGUACUGGUACCUCUAUUGUCUGGCAUUAUUUUAUACCUUUUAAUGUCCACAUUGGGAUGGGCGGUUUUGAAACUUAAGAUAUGGAUUGUCAAGUACAUGCUUCAAUAACGUGUCUUUUUAUGGAAGGGAAUGUUUAUAUUGAUUAAAAUAUCAUCCAGCGAACACAUGACUUGAUUAUUUUU
Acanthaster planci (crown-of-thorns starfish) is the source of this 4455-nucleotide messenger RNA. It is a transcript of the gene fbxo8, whose product is annotated as F-box protein 8. Gene Ontology annotation, molecular function: protein binding; guanyl-nucleotide exchange factor activity. Lineage: Eukaryota; Metazoa; Echinodermata; Asteroidea; Valvatida; Acanthasteridae. Gene Ontology annotation, biological process: regulation of ARF protein signal transduction. The record is from RefSeq and is a predicted model, not a curated record.